Molecule: messenger RNA, 974 nt
Organism: Rhizophagus irregularis DAOM 181602=DAOM 197198
Lineage: Eukaryota; Fungi; Glomeromycota; Glomeromycetes; Glomerales; Glomeraceae
Biological process (GO): cytosolic ribosome assembly
Cellular component (GO): mitochondrial matrix
Source: RefSeq, a predicted model, not a curated record
CUUAAUAAUUUUAAUAAUAAUGGUCAUUUUAAUAAAAUAUCAUCACGAGAAGGAGUAAGAAUACUGAAUAAUAAUAAUAUUAAUAAUAAGUAUAAUUUUAUAAAUUCAAAAAAUAUCAGGUUUAUUCAUGGCUUGGUUGAUAAAGAUUUGAGUACACAAUUGGCAGAAGAAUUAACAUAUUAUGAAAAGGAAAAGGAUACAAUAGCUACUUCAUCUACAUCAACAAAAGAUGAUGUAAAAAAUGGUAAAGAAAUUCCUUCUAUUAUGACCAAAUCAAUAAGUGUAUCAUUUAAUAAUUUCAAUUGGGAACUUUUUGAUAAAAGGACUUUGAAUGAGGUUUAUAUGACAAGAGAAUAUAAUAAUGAAAAAAUUCGAGUACUUUUUAAUAUUAUACCAUUAGAAUAUUAUGAAAAAGCUGAAGAAGAAGACGAGGAUGAGGAGGAGGAUGAGGAGGAUGAGGAUGAAGAUGAGGAUGAAAUAGAGGAGAGGAAAGUUGGUAAAUCAACCAUACCGCCGGCAACAAUCAUUCCGGAAGAAGAUAAAGAUGAGGAAGAUUUAAUAGAUUCAUCUGAUGAAGAAUUUGAAGAACAAAGCCCCGAAAAAACUUUAAGGUGUGCUAUAACUAUUGAAAAAAAGGAUAAAGGAGUAUUAGCAUUUGAGGCAUUGGCCCGUGAAGGUAGAUUUUUAAUCGAAAAUGUUUCAUUUUAUGAAGCAUUACAAACAAAUCAUACAAAAAGUGCUAUUCCUUUCCCUAAUUUAAGUGCAAAUUUUCGACAUUUAUUUACUAAAUAUUUAGAAUAUCGAGGUAUAAACGAGGAAUUAUCCCAAUAUAUUCUUAGAUAUUCUACUCAUAAGGAAAAUCAAGAAUAUAUAAUUUGGUUGGAAAACGUUAAAAAAUUUAUUGAUUCUUAAAAAAAAAAAAUUAAACCUAAAAAAAAAUUGAUUCGAUAAUAUAUAUAUAUAUAUAUAUAUAU